CCUUUUAUCAAAUCUAUUUUGGGGUAUUACGGGUGUACUUAUGCUACAUUGAAUAGAAUAAAUUCCAUUAGAAGCGGACGCGUUUGGUCGAGCAGAGACCAAAUCCUAAGUUGAUCCUAAUAAAAAAGUGCAGGUCGUCCAGAAGAGUUCUAAAAAUGAAAGGUGUCGGUGUUUUGUUAAUUGGAUCAUUGUUUUUAUUGGCUCCUUGUGAAGGUUUCAGAAAUUGCGGUGACAUACCAAGUGGAAAGUUCAUACCAAAUCGUGCUAACUGUGAUUACUUCUUCCUCUGUGUCGAUGGAUAUCUAAUGCAAUUGAAGUGCACUCCAUACUCUGUCUUUGAUCCGAUAAAUAGAAUUUGCACAGCCGACUGUAAUGCACCUGAGGUUACUACACCAACUACGCCAACUACCCCAACUGGACCAACAAUACCAACUGCACCUACCCUGGCGCCACCACCAACAGGACAAAACUGCGCUAGCGCACCUUCAGGAACUUACAUCGGCAUUCCGGAUUCAUGCAGUCACUUCUACUUCUGUUGGGAAGGGGCAGCAUUAGUUUCCCAAUGUCCUGACGGAACAUGUUUCGACGAUCAAAUCAAAGAGUGUAAAUAAUUAUGGAUGGCUUACUAUUAAGUUUAGGAAUACGUUUAAGUGAAAAGUUUGUUAACUAAAAUUAUGAAGAUUAUAUGUAUUGGAAUAUUUCUUUGACUAGAGCUUUCCAAAGGAUCCAAAUUUACAAAAGUGUUCGAGAACAUAUGGAGAUAGAAAAUUCAAUGUUAUUCUGCUUCGACUCUGGGUUAAUCACAACUAUUUGUACUCCUUCUAACAGCAGCGACAAUAAAGAUACGUUCGAAAAUAA
Hermetia illucens (black soldier fly) is the source of this 858-nucleotide messenger RNA. RefSeq names its product probable endochitinase. Gene Ontology annotation, cellular component: extracellular region. The record is from RefSeq and is a predicted model, not a curated record. NCBI's taxonomy places the organism in Eukaryota, Metazoa, Arthropoda, Insecta, Diptera, Stratiomyidae. Bases 156 to 611 code for a protein of 151 amino acids. The transcript is spliced from 2 exons. Gene Ontology annotation, molecular function: chitin binding.